UAAUAUUAUCAAUUAAGUAUCAUAGUAAACAUAAUAGAUAAUCUGUCUUAUUUUAAAAAUUGUCAAUUCUACUUGUAAUGAAAUGUUGCUCAUCAUUUUAUGUGAUAGUGGUAUAUAAAAAAGAUAAACUUCACAUUAAUAUACCAUAGUUUUUUGAAAUGUGAAACUGACAUACUCCACAAAUAUCCUCUUGUGCUUGUUCUUCUCAUCUUUCCCCUGCAUAUUGUAGCACAACUAAGUUUGCUAUACCAUUAGGCAGCUCUCUCAUAGAAAAUGAUGAAACAACAUCCUGACUUUCUCAAUCUGGAGAUUUUGCAUUUGGAUUCAAGAAACUUCAAAGUCAAAAUCAGUUCUUGCUUUGCAUAUACUAUGCUAAGAUUAAAGAUGCCAACAUAAUUUGGUAUGUGAAUGGUGGUAACCUUGUGCCACGAGGUUCAAUCGCGGAGUUAAAUCCUUAAAAGGGACUGAUUCUCCGCGAUCCUAAAGGGAAAAUGAUCAUGUGGAGCACUGGUAGGAUUGAUUCUAAUGUUGCUUAUGCUGUCAUGAACGAUACAGGAAACUUUGUUCUUGUUGGUGUUGGUUCUUCAGUAUUAUGGGAAUGUUUUCGAUAUCCGACUGAUACCCUUAUGCCUACUCAAAUACUACAGAUUAAUAACAAGCUUGUUGCUCGAAAAUCUGAGUCUUUCUUUGUUUCUGGUAGAUUUUAUCUUCCUAUGUUAAGUGAUAAGAAUUUAGUUCUUCUUACUCAAUCCAAGUUAAUGAAUAUUGAUUAUGAUGCUGAGUAUUACAAUAGUCAUACUUCUGAUUUAGGAGAUGAAGCCAAUUCGGGUUAUCGAUUGAUAUUCAAUGCGUUUGGUUCAGUUUACAUAUUGAAAAGGAGCAAUCAAAGACUUGUUUUGACACCUCCUAAUGUUCCUUCAAUUUCAGAAAAUUAUCACAGGCUAAGUCAUUAUUUUGAUGGUGUUUUAAAUCAUUAUUAUCGUCCAAAGAGUAAGUCUACGGGGGAUCAAAAGAGGAGUACUCUAUCGUCUUUGCCUGAUAUCAUAUGUCUAGAAAUUGUUGAAGAUAUUGGAAGUGGAGUUUGUGAAUUCAACAGAACCUUCAAGCAUUAAAUAUCUUGAUAUCUUGUAAUGCCUCUUCAUCAGCGCCUACAAGUAAAUGCAACUCAUCUCUUUUAUAGCAAUCGUAAGCCCAUUCUAGUAGUAUCACUUCGUUCUGGUUCGCCACAUCCUGCUCAUAGUUUUAUCUGCAGCAAAUCAACUCUAAGAGCAAGACCCCGAAGCUAUACACAUCAACCUUCACAGUUACAGGCAUGCUUCUGAACCAGUAUGGAGCUACGUACCCUUUUGUUCCACGUAUCCUAGUUGUUGUUUGAGUCUGAUGUUUUUUCAAUAGCUUGGCCAUACCAAAA
This is a messenger RNA of Solanum lycopersicum (tomato), 1411 nucleotides long. Its product is annotated as G-type lectin S-receptor-like serine/threonine-protein kinase LECRK2. Lineage: Eukaryota; Viridiplantae; Streptophyta; Magnoliopsida; Solanales; Solanaceae. The record is from RefSeq and is a predicted model, not a curated record.